This is a messenger RNA of Phoenix dactylifera (date palm), 3033 nucleotides long. RefSeq names its product Protein kinase superfamily protein. The record is from RefSeq and is a predicted model, not a curated record. Gene Ontology annotation, biological process: protein phosphorylation. Gene Ontology annotation, molecular function: ATP binding; protein serine/threonine kinase activity. NCBI's taxonomy places the organism in Eukaryota, Viridiplantae, Streptophyta, Magnoliopsida, Arecales, Arecaceae.
GGCUUCGACUUGAGACCCCGACCCCCAUCGCUUUGCGGUCCCUUCGCCGCCCUCCAUCCUUUAGUCCGCCUUCCACCGCCUCUUAAACACCGCCCCCCGCGCCAAUUUUUCUUGAACUUUUUUGUUUUUUCACUUUUUUGCCGAUCGAAGGGCUAGGGUUUUGGAGUCCUGGAGAUGCCGUGGAGCUCGAUCCGUGACUCCCGUGACGCCGCCCGUGAGAAUGCCCCAACCCCGAUGGCUCCCCCCGUGCCCCCUCGAUCCUUCCAACGCCCAAUUGCUUUCUGAGCACGUCACACCCUCCCAAUGCGAUCUAUAUCCGCCUACAGGAUCCAAUUCCCCCCUCUUGCCCCCCCGACAUCGCCUGCCGCCGGCCGUCCCCAAGGCACGCCGGGUCUUCCUUCCCUCCCGCCCGCGGCCGGCCGCCGACGAGGCCCGCCGCCCCGUGCUCCAACCCGAUGGCGGAUGGGAAUUGACCGUUCCCGUGGCGGUGGAUAUGAUCGAUGACCAGGACGUGGUGCCGCUGCAGCGGCUGUCGAGUGAUGGUGGGAGUAGUAGCUUUGGUGGGAGCUUGUUCACGAUGGAUGGGAACGUGCUAUCGGGGACGACGACGACAGGGGAUGGAAGCAGCUUUAUGGUAGAUGGCGGGGAGUUGAAGGACGAGCCCGGUGAUCGGAAGUGGGCGCAGAGAGCGAGGGAGAGCUACUAUCUGCAGCUCUCGCUUGCUGCUCGGCUGACGUCGCAGGCGUUCUUGGCGGACCAGCCGGACCUGCUUCCGGAGAGCGCGCAGGAGAUUUGUGGAGUCUCGUCAGAUUCGGACACCGUGUCAUAUCGUCUCUGGGUAAAUGGUUGCUUGUCAUUUUCCGAUAAGAUAUCUGAUGGGUUUUAUAACAUAUUGGGAAUGGAUCCACACUUGUGGGCCAUGUGCAAUGAAUCAGAUGAAGGAAGGAGAAUACCCUUGUUGAUGUCACUUAAAGCAGUUGAUCCUGCUGAGUCAUCAUUGGAAGUUGUCCUCGUUGACAGACAUGGCGAUUCUGGCCUUAUGAAACUUGAAAAUAGAGCUCUAGAGCUGUAUUAUGCAUCUGGAAUUACCUUAGAGCUUGUAAAAAAGCUUGCCAGACUUGUUUCAGAUUCUAUGGGGGGUGCAUUCAAAACAGAGCAAGGCGAUCUCUAUAGGCAAUGGAAAAGACAUAGUAAACAGUUGAGAAACAAUCAACAGUGCAUUGUUAUCUCAAUAGGUAGCCUGUCUUUCGGCCUUUGUAGGCACCGUGCCAUUCUUUUCAAGGAACUGGCUGACUACAUAGGUUUACCAUGCCGGAUAGCUCAAGGUUGCAAGUAUUGUUCUUCAGCGCAUCCUUCUUCUUGUCUUAUCAAAAUUGAUGAUGGGAAGAAAUCAUUACGGGAGUAUGUGGUAGAUCUACUUGGUGAACCAGGAAAUGUCCAUGAUCCAGAUUCAUCCAUCAAUGGGAACUUACUCUCAUCUGUGCCUUCACCAUUCCAAGUUUCUUGCUCGGUAGGUUGCCAAAAUUAUUAUAGUGCUGAGACUCCAUGGAAUCAGAUGCUAGUUCAAGAACAUGCAGGUGCCCUUGUUGCAAAUGCUCAUUAUUCAGGUAUCUUGGAUGCAGUUGCAAGAACCUCUAUACACAGAAAUACCAAGGUUGUUGAGAACAAAGAUUUUGUUCAAGAAGCUUAUCAGAAAGGUAUUGCUUCGAGCUGUAGUCAAUUCACAAAGAAUUGGAAUGACGCAUCUGAAAUACAAGUAUCCCGACAACUGGAAUGGAGGGAAACUGGAGUUAAGGGUGAGAAUAGCAAGGGUCCUUCAAGAGUCGCCAUACCAAGACACUUGAGUCUUGAACCUUCUCUUGUCAUGGACUGGCUUGAGAUAUCCUGGGACGAAUUGGAAAUCAAGGAGCGCAUUGGUGCUGGUUCAUUUGGAACUGUGUACCGUGCUGAAUGGCAUGGAUCGGAUGUUGCAGUGAAGGUUCUUGCUGACCAAGAUUUUCAUGAAGAUCAGCAGGAGUUUCUAAGAGAGGUUGCAAUAAUGAAGCGUGUUCGACAUCCAAAUGUUGUACUUUUCAUGGGUGCUGUCACCAAACGCCCUCAUUUGUCAAUAGUGACGGAAUAUCUGCCAAGGGGUAGUCUUUACCAUCUGAUAAAUAGAGCAGCCGCGGGAGAAAUUUUGGACCUGCGACGUCGAUUGCGUAUGGCACUAGAUGUGGCCAAAGGCAUCAAUUAUCUCCAUUGCCUCAAUCCUCCUAUCGUUCAUUGGGAUCUUAAAUCUCCUAAUUUGUUGGUAGAUAAGAAUUGGUCCGUGAAGGUCUGUGAUUUUGGUUUAUCCAGAUUCAAGGCAACCACUUUUAUAUCCUCAAAAUCUGUUGCUGGAACGCCUGAAUGGAUGGCCCCAGAAUUUCUCCGGGGAGAGCCAUCAAAUGAGAAAUCUGAUGUUUAUAGCUUUGGAGUGAUCCUAUGGGAGCUUCUUACAAUGCAGCAACCUUGGAGAGGUCUUAGUCCAGCACAGGUAGUUGGAGCAGUUGCAUUUCAGAACAGAAGGCUCACAAUCCCUCAAAAUAUUUGUCCUCUGUUAGCCGCUCUUGUGGAAUCAUGCUGCGCUGAUGAUCCCAGACAGCGGCCCUCCUUCUCAAGCAUUGUCGAUACACUGAAGAAGUUGGUGAAGUCACCGAUGCCAUCAGCACGGAUGGGCGCCCCGUGAGGAAUCAUCAUGCAGUUUCGUUGCUGUUGAUUGGUCCUGGCAACUCUAAUGUUUGUUAACCACGGAACAGUCUUAGACAUAACUGAGCUUGCAUGGUGCUUCUCCAUCAACAUAUUCCAAAAUAUUGAAAUAGCCAAAUAAAGGGGGGGACGCCAGGGAUGCGAAUCUCCAUCAAAAAAGACACCAGGGAUGCGAAUCUGGCACAACUGUUGUAGUUGCGUUUUUUUACCUUUCUCCCUGCUCCAAUAUAAUAUUAGUCGAUGUUACAUUUGAAUGGAUCGCAUUAUAUUAUCAUAAAAGGAAAGGUUUAUCAUGGAUUUCUGCAA